CCACAGCUGAUCUGCUGAUGAGAUGAUGAUUUUAUGAUAUAUUCAUGCCUAAUACCCUUUCCUUCAUUAUCUGUCGUCUCUGAUUCCCCGCGCGAUCACGACAUAACCACCCACCAUGACUCUCCAAUAUAUUAGCAGUGUGGCGUCAAAGGCCAGCCCGUGGAGCUCCAAGCCGGUCCUGACAGACGAAGAUGAGGCCUUUCUACAACGCGUUAUUUCCAACUCGGAGGAAAACGACCGGAUCGAAAAAUCUAAUCCCGUGGGAAAAGAUGCACAGACUGCUUUAAUGGACGGAGCACAAAACGUCCCUCUGCCGACCUCGCCUCAAGAUGAACUCGUCUCGGAUCUUGCCGAGACACCACGCACGGAAAUUUCCAAGGAAAAGGAAGCGCCAAACCCUGCCCCAGCCUCAGCAUCUGAUACCAAAAAGAAGAGUCGACCAUGGAGUACUUGGCUGAAGCGGGAUGCAAAGAAGACCAAGAAAGAGCAAAAAGAAACAAUAGUAGCCGACCCAAAAGACAUAGCAACCACCCCUAAGACUGUCGAAGGCGAUCCCGUCAGCGACGAUGAACAAAAGCAGGAACAAGAAGAUCUGGCCACCAUUCUCGAGCGUCUCAACCUAGCAGCUGAGAACAAUCGCGUUGUUUCAAUUGGUGACGAAACUCAGGAGCUGCUUCAGAAAUUUAAACUCAUCUUCAAGGAUAUAGUGACUGGUGUCCCUACAGCAUAUCACGAUCUCGAAUUGCUCCUAACCAACGGUGACAAGCAGCUCAAAGAUGCAUUUGGACACCUGCCCGGCUUCUUGAGGAAACUCGUUGAGCAACUCCCAGAGAAGUUCAGCGAGCACCUCGGGCCUGAAUUGAUGGCUGCAGCUAGCGAGAGGCCUUCACAAAGUGGGAUCAAUAUGGAAAAUGCAGGCAAGGCUGCUGCAGCCGCUCAGAAGAUGCGGUUCAAAAUCCCGAAUGUCAAGGAGCUUGUUGGAAAACCGACCGCACUGGUGGGAAUGCUCCGAUCUAUUACCGCGUUCCUUCGAGCUCGGUUCCCAGCAGUUCUGGGAGUAAAUGUGCUGUGGUCUCUGGCUCUGUUCAUUGUUCUACUUGUAUUGUGGUACUGCCAUAAACGUGGAAAAGAAGUACGACUGGCCAACGAGCGUCUCGUAACCGAGGCAGAAGUAGCCAAAAUGAACCAAGAAUACAAUCAACACAUUCGUCCCACCGAAACGUUGAGCACUACUGCACCUAGAGACGCUCCGAUUUCAGAUGUUCGAGAGGGCGUCGAACAAGUCCAAAAAGCGCGAGAAGACUCUACCAACUCCGCUGGAGAAACAGCACAGUCGCCAACACCUCAAGAACCAACAACCAUCCCGGCAGCCCAGUCUGCUGCUGCCAAGCCCGAAGCCUCUGGGGGCAGCAAGCCUGACACUCGUCGCUUUUCUCUCUUCCGAUCAUUUUCGAAGCGGGCGAACCAUACCGACAAUAAUGUUCAACCGUAUCCAGGAACAUGAUCUCUUUUUUUAGUCGAUAAGUUAGUAUUAAAUGUGGCGUAUGCAUCUGUCGACCUAAUGACCCUGAAUUUACGAGCCUGCUGCUAGUUAAAAUUUUGAAAUAGUUUUGAGACUACAUACAUAUUAAUAUAUAUUUUCAUCUCACC
This is a messenger RNA of Talaromyces proteolyticus, 1650 nucleotides long. RefSeq lists its product as uncharacterized. The transcript has 3 exons. NCBI's taxonomy places the organism in Eukaryota, Fungi, Ascomycota, Eurotiomycetes, Eurotiales, Trichocomaceae. The record is from RefSeq and is a predicted model, not a curated record. The coding region runs from base 116 to 1504 and encodes 462 amino acids.